Penicillium olsonii is the source of this 1593-nucleotide messenger RNA. NCBI's taxonomy places the organism in Eukaryota, Fungi, Ascomycota, Eurotiomycetes, Eurotiales, Aspergillaceae. The record is from the annotation of a GenBank genome assembly.
AUGUGCGGCUGCUCGGUGAGAUGCGAUCGGACGUGUGAAGAGACCCUAGUUAAUCGCUGUUUAGCUCGUAUGGGGUAUAAGCAGGAGCUGCGGCGCCAGUAUUCCACGCGCCAGGUGUUUGCUGUCGCGUUUAGCAUCAUGGGCCUGGUGCCUUCGAUUGCUUCGACGCUUUCAUUCUCACUUCCCGCGGGUCCGGUGGGAAUGAUUUGGGCUGAUCUGGCGUCUGCCAUGCCCACUGCCGGAGGUCUUUAUUGGUGGACACAUUACCUCGCUGGGGAAAAGUGGAAGAGCCCCCUGAGCUUCUUGGUCGGGUAUAGCAAUACCCUGGGUCUCCUUGGUGGCAUCUGUUCGGUGGACUAUACACUUGCGCUGAUGAUCCUGUCCUGUGUCUCUAUAUCACGAUCAGACGACUGGACCGCCUCGAACGGCGUGGUGUACGCCGUGUUUGUUGGGCUGAUAUGCUUGCAUGGAUUAUGUGUCUCCAUGGGUGGCCGCAUGAUGCCUAGAGUCCAGAGCCUUUCGCUGUAUCUGAAUGUUGCUCUCAUGAUAGCGACUGUUAUUGCACUUCCAGUCGGCAAGGUGGCGCGAGGUGGCUCCCUCAGUUCCGGUCGCUUUGUAUACGGCCACAUCGACAAUAAGACAACUUGGCCGAUCGGAUGGGUAUUUAUGCUCGCUUGGCUUGCUCCGAUCUGGUCCAUUGCAUCGUUUGACUCGUGUGUCCAUAUGAGCGAAGAGGCGCUGCAUGCAGCGAGAGCUGUACCGAUUGGAAUCGUUGGAACAGCCAGCUCAGCAUUUGUCCUGGGCUUCAUGGUCUUGUCUGUCAUCGUGUCUACGAUGGAUCCAGAUGUCAGUAACACCAUCAACACCAAAUUCGGUCAGCCGAUGGCGCAGAUAUACUAUGACGCACUAGGAAGAGAGGGUGCCUUAGCCUUCAUGGCUGUGAUGUGCCUUGUUCAAUUCUUGAAUGGCCUCGGUCUGACUCUGGCCGCAUCUCGCCAGGCAUGGGCAUUCUCCCGUGACGGCGCACUACCCUUCUCUAGGUUCUUUUCUCACAUCAGUAAGCGCAUCCGGUAUCAACCAGUGCGCAUGAUAUGUGGAAUCGUCGUUGCAUGCAUUAUACUUGGAUUGCUGUGUCUCAUCGACUCUGCUGCUGCCAAUGCCCUUUUCUCAUUGUUCGUGGCCAGCAAUUACCUUUCAUGGGGCACCCCUAUUUUCUGCCGGUUAGUCUGGGGUCAUGACCGGUUUCAGCCAGGCGAGUUCUAUACAGGAUGUUUCAGCAAGGCAAUUUCCACUGUGGCUGUCGUAUACCUUUCUUUCGGAAUUGUCCUAUCCGUAUUUCCCACUGAAGGCCCACAUCCCACCCGCUUUCCCAAUAUAGCAUCUAACAUGAAUUACACUGUGGUCAUCAACGGUUUUGUUUGGGUGGGUUGUAUGGGAUAUUACUUCCUGUUUGCUCGACGAUGGUAUACCGGUCCGCAGACGACUAUUGAUGAAGGUGCUUCCGCUUUGUCUAGUGACACGAUCAGCAACACGAUCUGGCCCGGCCCCCAUGCCGGUGGCACGUCAGAAGCGGUCGCAGAUAAAAAUGACUAG